AUGCAGCACCACGAUCCCAAUCUGGUCUUCAAAAAGAAAGCAAAGCACAGCAAGUGGAUGGGCGUCGCCAAGGGAGCUAUGUAAGUGGAGGUCGAUGGACGCUUCACAACACUCGCGAAGUCGCAGCUUGCACUGCUCCUCUGCCCACAAGCUGACUGCUUGCGGCUGCUCUGUCUUGCUGACUGACUCGCAGUGUCGGGUCAUUGACUGGUGGCGCCUUCCUUGCGGGCAAGUGGUACGAGGACUCUCGACAGCUGGCCGCCAAGCGCGAGCAGGAAGCCAAGGAGAAUCAGCAGCUGAUGGAUUUCAUGAAUCGCACCAUCUCGGGUCAGUGCUGUGACUGCCGCGGUGCUGUCUCGUUCGUCAUCUCCUCUCCUCUUGUCCACGCGCUGGCGCUGAUGGCCCUCUCUGCCUCUUCUCUCCCGCCCUUUGGUUCAGCACCUUUCUCCUCUGCCAAGCAGCCAGGCAAGCAGCCGUGA
This is a messenger RNA of Ceraceosorus bombacis, 479 nucleotides long. Lineage: Eukaryota; Fungi; Basidiomycota; Exobasidiomycetes; Ceraceosorales; Ceraceosoraceae. The record is from the annotation of a GenBank genome assembly.